CAUUUCCAGGUAGUCCAGCAACCGUCAGGAACCAUUGUAAAGCAAGUAUCCACACUCCCGCAAUCCCCAACGCUGACCCUACAGACAUCUGCUGAGAAAAAGAUGCCACUGCAUACGCUUGUUCAAACUAACCAGUUUCCUGCAGGUUCCAUUCUGAAACAAAUUACCCUGCCAGGAAAUAAAAUUCUGUCAUUUCAAGCAUCUCCUGUUCAGAAACCUAAAGUAAAAGAGAAUGGAGCAACAUCCUUCAGAGAUGAAGAUGACAUAAAUGAUGUGACUUCUAUGGCUGGGGUCAAUCUUAAUGAGGAGAAUGCAUGCAUUUUGGCAACAAACUCCGAGCUCGUUGGUACGGUGAUCCGCUCUUGUGCAGAUGAACCCUUUCUCUCCUCGGAAGCACUUCAGGAGAAAAUCUUGAACAUAGGUAAAAUGCAUGACAUUAUGGAACUUAACUCUGAUGUUGUGAACUUGAUCUCCCACGCUACACAGGAGAGAUUACGAGGCCUCCUAGAAAAACUAACUGUAAUUGCUCAGCACAGAGUAUCAACCCACAAGGGGAGUGAUAGGUACAUCGUAUCUAGUGACACCAGAGCACAGCUGAAAUUUCUUGAAAAGCUUGAUCACCUAGAAAAGCAGAGAAAGGAUGAAGAGGAACGUGAACUGUUGCUUCGGGCAGCCAAGAGCCGUUCCAAUAAGGAAGAUCCAGAGCAACUGCGGUUAAAGCAGAAAGCGAAAGAGAUGCAACAAUUGGAGUUAGCCCAAAUGCAACAGAGAGAAGCCAACCUCACAGCUUUGGCAGCCAUUGGACCAAGGAAGAAAAGACCACUGGAUUCAUCAAACAUUGGAUCUGGGCUGGAGGGUUUGAAUGGCAAUGGAAUUGCUCCUGGAUCAUCGGGUUUUAGCCUUACGAAACAGCUGCUCUGUCCAAGAAUAACCCGCGUCUGUCUCAGGGACUUGAUAUUCUGCAUGGAACAAGAGAGGGAGAUGAAGCAUUCUCUAACCUUGUACCGUGCUCUUCUGAAGUGA
Eurypyga helias (sunbittern) is the source of this 1023-nucleotide messenger RNA. RefSeq names its product transcription initiation factor TFIID subunit 4B-like. The record is from RefSeq and is a predicted model, not a curated record. Gene Ontology annotation, cellular component: transcription factor TFIID complex. The transcript has 8 exons. Gene Ontology annotation, biological process: transcription initiation at RNA polymerase II promoter. Gene Ontology annotation, molecular function: RNA polymerase II general transcription initiation factor activity; DNA binding; protein heterodimerization activity. NCBI's taxonomy places the organism in Eukaryota, Metazoa, Chordata, Aves, Eurypygiformes, Eurypygidae. The annotation marks the transcript as partial.